Seminavis robusta is the source of this 4254-nucleotide messenger RNA. The record is from the annotation of a GenBank genome assembly. Lineage: Eukaryota; Bacillariophyta; Bacillariophyceae; Naviculales; Naviculaceae.
AGUGACGCAUAGACGGGAACAGCAGAGAAAAAGGCAUCUUCUGUUUCUUUCUUGGCAAAAGUCUCCAAACAAAAGCUUCUGAAAGACUGAAAGUGACUCUGCAGCUCUGCAGCGGUGAGCACCGCGCUGCUGUCUUGUCAUAAUUGCAGGCACACCCAACAACAUCAACACACCUUCCAACAUCAGCGCUCCCAGCUGCUGCCUUUGACUGUGCUACGCACCUCCCCCUCUCUCCUUCCUUCUCUCCUCUCUUCAUUGUCAUUACAUUAUUAGUGGUUUACAAGAUGCCGAUUCCGAAGCAGCUGGUGGAUGUGAGCCGCAGUUCAAACGGGAACGACUUUGUGUACGAUGCCAAACGCGAGAAUUCCAUGAUUGAAGACGGUUCGGACAACUUUGACGAUGAGUCUUCGUACUCGAGUUCGGCGCACAGUACGUCUACGGACGAUUUCCCCACGCAGCAUGCGGGGUUGAAUGGCAAAGAAGAUGCGUUUGCCGACAAUUUGGCCAAGAAAUUGACGCGUGACGUCAAAGUCUGGCGCUCCAUUGUGAGCUUUAUGCUCUUGUUGACGGCCAUUCUCGUCACGGUCUCCACCUACAUCUUCUUGACGGCCGAGGAGACGAGAGACUUUCAGGAUGCGUUCACUGGCUUUGCCAAUCGCUUGGGAGACAUUGCCCAUUCUCGCACAUAUGCGCUGAGCUUUGCUCUGGCAUCCCGUGCCGAAUCGUUGACGGCCAUGGUCGAAGAAUCGACCUCUCAAGCGUGGCCCUUUGUCACCGUCUCGCACUUUGAAGUCCGAGGAGAAAAUACGCGCUUGGAAACACGCACCGAAAUUUUUGCCUUUGCACCCCUCGUCGAAAAUGAAACUGCCAAGACCCUGUGGAACAAUUAUUCCGUCUCCAAUCAGGACUGGUUGUUGGACAGCUACGAACGCGCCACUAUUGCUCAUCCCGGUGCCUACAAAUUCGAAGAAUCCAGUACCGCGCAAAUUGAACCGGAGGUCUACCGCGUCGAAGGCAAUUGGCAAUUUUGGCCCGAAAAGCCCAAUUCCAGUCCCGCUCCUUGGUUGCCCCUCUGGCAAAUCAGUCCUCCUCCUCCCGAUCCUUAUCCCAUCAACUUUAACAUGCUCUCCAGUCCCGAUGUCAAUCGCUUGGUCGAGUACGUCCAAGUCAACAAGGUUCCGGUGAUGUCCGAUAAAUUGGUCCGUCAUCCCAUGUUUUCCAAUCUCGUCGAACAGUACGCCGAUAUCACUCCCGCGUUCAAUGAAACCUACCCGUUGACGGCCGUCGAUACCGAAGGAGAAGGCGACUCCGACUCUAGUGACGGUGGUGGUGGCCGCCGCGAACUCCUUUCGGGAAGCUACAAUAAAAGUCACGUCAAUGAAGAAGGAUACAUCUUUGUCCUCUACCCGGUCUACGACACGUUUGACGAAGAACGCGAUCGCAACCUCAAGGGAAUUUUCUUGAGUUUGCUGCGUUGGGAUUGGAUGUUGAGUGAUGCCAUUCACGAAGGCACGGAUGAAAUGAUUGCCGUCAUGAACAACAAUUGCGGAGAAGCCGUAUACUCGUACAGCAUUAAGGGAACCACUGCCACCUACCUCGGUGUCGGCGAUCAACACGACCAGCGAUACAAUGACAAGGUUGUCACGACACCACUCAAUGCCAUUCACGGCGUCUCGGAGGGGGGAGUCAAGUGCGACUUUUCGAUUGAUGUCUACCCGACCGUCGAAAUGCGCGAAGCCUACACCAGUUCUCAAGCCGUGGUCUUUACCACGAUUUUGGGGUUGGCAUUUGCCACCACGGCCCUCUUCUUUUUGUUUUACGUCCGCAUCGUCCAACGUCGUCAAACCAAGGUCAUGGCCACAGCGGCACGUACCAACGCCAUUGUCACCAGUCUCUUUCCCAGUAAUGUCCGUGAUCGAAUCAUGAAAGAUGCCGAAGAUGCCGUCAACAACAACAAGGAAAUUGUCCCAUUUUUGCCGGGCAUGGGAGAAGCGCCCAAAAAGAAACUCAAAACAUUUCUGGACGAAGAAAAUCCGGGAACGGAAGAUCAGUUGGUCAUGUUCAAGACCAAGCCCAUUGCCGAUUUGUUUCCCGAAACGACUGUCAUGUUUGCCGAUUUGGUGGGAUUUACUGCCUGGUCUUCUGUUCGUGAACCCACGCAAGUGUUCCAGUUGCUCGAGACGAUCUACCACAGCUUUGAUGAAAUUGCUCGUCGCAGACGCGUGUUCAAGGUCGAAACAGUCGGGGAUUGUUACGUGGCGGUUGUAGGUCUCCCCGAUCCCAGAAAGGAUCACGCAGUCAUUAUGGCCCGUUUCGCGAGAGACUGUAUGCAGACCGUCAGCGAUCUCACCAAGAAGCUGGAAGUUACGCUCGGUCCUGAUACCGGAGAUUUGCAGAUCCGAAUUGGGCUUCACAGUGGCCCCGUGACGGCCGGUGUCUUGCGAGGCGAGAAAUCGAGAUUCCAGCUGUUUGGAGAUACGGUGAACACGGCAGCUCGUAUGGAGAGUACCGGCCAGCCCUCCAAGAUCCAACUGUCGAAAGAAACUGCCGAUCUUCUCUUGGCCGCUGGAAAAUCCAACUGGAUGCGCGAGCGAGAAGAAAAAGUCCGCGCGAAAGGUAAAGGGGAGUUGCAAACAUAUUGGCUGGAAGUCCGCCAUGAAGGAGCGGCAUCCGUGACCAGCGGAAGCAGCAAUAGUGACUUUAUUGACGAAGAGCUCAAGAUGCCUCAGCCUGCCGCCAAGCCCAUGAAGGACUCUGGCCCCACGGCGAGACCUCUGGACGCCAAGGCCAAGCGUUUGGUCGAUUGGAACUGUGAUCAGAUGAUUCGUCUAUUGAAGUUGAUUGUGGCACGUCGCAAUGCCCAAGCACGUCGUAGCAGCCAAAUCCAGGCCAGCACGAACGAGGAAUUCCUCAACGCCAACUUGCGCAAGGUGGGAACGGUCCUGGAAGAAGUACGCGAGAUCAUCACGUUGCCCAAAUUCGAUCCCAAGGUCUACCGCAACCACGACGACCCUGAUUCUGUGCAACUCAACGAAGAUGUGCUGCAGCAGCUGCAUGAUUACGUCUCGACGAUUGCAACUCUAUAUCGCGACAAUCCCUUUCAUAAUUUCGAGCACGCCAGUCACGUCACCAUGUCCGUCAGUAAGCUGCUUUCGCGUAUCGUCAGUCCGCAGGACAUCAACCGCAACCACAAUGAAAAUUCGGAGCAAAAGAUUGAAGAUUACGCUUGGGAGGUUCACAAGAGCACUUACGGAAUCACAAGUGAUCCGCUCACCCAAUUCGCUGUCGUUUUCUCGGCUCUCAUUCAUGACGUUGACCACACGGGAGUUCCCAAUGCGACGCUUGUGAAAGAGAAUGCCAAAAUUGCGGAACUUUACAAGCAAAAGAGUGUCGCCGAACAGAACUCCGUCGACCUCGCCUGGGACAUGCUCAUGGACACCAAAUACGCUGCUUUGCAAAACGUGUUGUACACCAAUACUUCGGAAUUGGAUCGUUUCCGUCAGUUGGUGGUGAAUAGUGUCAUGGCUACGGACAUUGUUGACAAAGACCUGAAAGCCUUGCGCAAUGCUCGUUGGGACAAAGCAUUCAAGGAUGUGGAGGAAGACGAAGACAAGGACGUGAACAGAAAGGCUACAAUUGUGAUUGAGCAUUUAAUUCAAGCUUCUGAUGUGGCGCAUACUAUGCAACAUUGGCACAUUUUCCGCAAGUGGAACGAACGUCUCUUCCAGGAAAUGCACAAAGCCUACCGUGAAGGGCGGGCGGAGAAGGACCCGUCGGAAUUCUGGUACAAGGGUGAAAUUGGAUUCUUUGACUUUUAUAUCAUCCCCUUGGCAAAGAAACUCAAGGAGUGUGGUGUCUUUGGAGUUUCUAGUGAUGAGUAUCUGAACUACGCAAUGAAGAAUAGAGAGGAAUGGAUUGUGAAGGGAAAUGAAAUUGUGCAGCAAAUGUUGGAGAGAGUGCCCACGAAAGAAUCGUUGGAGGAACAGGCGGAAGAACAAGAAACCGCUCCACUUGGCGGAGGAACUCGAAGGAGGGGAAGCUCAGGCUCCAAGGGUUAGCUCCGAAGCACACACAGGGGAAUGGAGACUUUUAGAUGACAAUGUGAAUAUUGAUUGGACCCCCUAGACAAGAAUGAACACGUGUAUUCGCGAAGCUGUGCCCAGCUCGGCUCCGCUUCUGUGUUUCGACACAUUUUGCACGCCAUUGCAUGUUACAUAUAUAAUUUUAAGAUAUCAGGAGAAGGGAUUGCUUCGC